Messenger RNA from Symbiodinium necroappetens, 888 nucleotides. Lineage: Eukaryota; Dinophyceae; Suessiales; Symbiodiniaceae. The record is from the annotation of a GenBank genome assembly.
AUGGAAUGGGAUGGGGCGGCUGCUGCGCUGCCUCUUCCCUCCAGAGGCCCUCAGGGGCCCACAGGAUUCUUCUCGCUCCGGGCCUCCCCGCUCGCUUUUUCAGCGAAACAGGCUGACUGGUCGAAACGGGGAUGGUCCAGGACGCGGCCGCAGCCUGCGCUGAGCGUUGCCAGUCUGGCGGCGGUGCAGGCGGUGCAGUGGCGGAGAAGCCAUGCUCGACGGACCCAGCGCAGGGCAGGUGACACGGGCACCCCCGCCACGCCGAGCACCGCGACAGAGGCGCCGGAGGCGCAGGAGCUCGUCUCCGAGUCCUUAGAGUACCUGGAAGCGGACCAAGCGGACGAAGCGGACGGAGAGUCCGAGAAAUCGGCCGAGCUGGCUCGGUCCCCGUCCGAGGCACAGACGCUGGUGAAGCAAGGCAAAGUGAGGAAUGCCCACCUGGUCGAGCCCCCUCUGCCCGAAGGCAUCCGCGCGUAUACCCCAGGUGAAGGAUAUGGGUCAAAUGCAAUACCCUUCGCUGGUGUGUCGCCGAAGACCUCCAAGCGACGCAAUGAGGGCAAUAGAAUGAAGGCUAUUGAAAUGCUCGAGCGGGCGAAAGAGGUUUCAGACCGCAAGAAAGAGGAGCUUGCCACGCGCAGAAGUAGGGCACCUUCGCAAACAGUUCCUGUGCCACGAGACCUUUUUGCAGAGCUGCAAGAGAAAGGAUGGUUAGAAGCACUGGGUGCAAGUGGCCUCUAUGUGGACGUGGAAGAGCCGGGUGCAGAGCCCCAUCAUGCAAGGUGGAUUCAACUGAGUAUCUCGGGCGACGAGGAGGAGCAAGUUCGAGCAGGCGUCCUCAGGCUGAUGUCAUUAAUGGUGCCGCGCCGAAUGGGAUCCGGUUCUGCUUGA